Messenger RNA from Ilyonectria robusta, 843 nucleotides. RefSeq lists its product as uncharacterized. Lineage: Eukaryota; Fungi; Ascomycota; Sordariomycetes; Hypocreales; Nectriaceae. The record is from RefSeq and is a predicted model, not a curated record. The transcript has a single exon. The coding region runs from base 1 to 843 and encodes 280 amino acids.
AUGGCUAGAGAAUACAAGCGUUGGAUCUUCACAAAAGCCUGCGACUUUGCGCCGGACGGCACGUUGCAGCUGGGCCAAAUCCUAGCCAAACCCAAGGAUCCCGCGUACGUUCUGCAGCCGACGGGACCCCUGAACUUACACGAGGGCAUGAAGGUCGAGCACGUCACGCGCGAGAACCUCAACAUGCAGACCAACGACGAGAUAAGAAGCCAGUUCAGCGCGUGGGCCAAGCUCGGCUACCUACCGGCGUACUUCAAGACCAGCGCGGCUACGCAACGAUCGCACGACUACGUCUGGCACUUCGAGACGCUCGAGAGCUAUACAACGUCGCCGACACUGGCCUAUGUCACGGCUGCGAUGCGACAUGGCGAUGUCCCUGCCACCCUCAAGGGCUUCCUCUUCAAGACGCGCGCCUACAUGGUGACGGGCGUGCGAGUGGCCAAGGGAGCACGCAUGCGACGGAAGGACCAGACUUCAACCAGCGUGGAAGCGGGCGGACAAACCAGCGCGCCGGAUCAGUCUGUAACAGCGGGCACCCAGGUGAAGAUGGAAGAGAAGAAGCUGGAUGCCGAGGAUUUCGACAAGUCGUCCGAUUUCGUCUUUGCGUAUCGGCUGAACGAGGUCCGGUAUCGUGGGACCGUCACGCACAAGCCGUAUGCGGGGGGCGAGACGGCGUCUGCGGAUGCGCCACGGGCAGACACGAAGAGCGAGAUUGUGCUGGAUGAUUUCGAAGUUUUGAAGAUUGUAGAUAUUCCAGUGGGCAAGGAUGCCAAGAACUUUGAAGCAAUCACUGUUCCGGGGUUUGAGGAUGUAGAAUGUUAUGUAGGGAAGGAUGAUGAGUAG